Molecule: messenger RNA, 1427 nt
Organism: Aureobasidium vineae
Lineage: Eukaryota; Fungi; Ascomycota; Dothideomycetes; Dothideales; Saccotheciaceae
Source: the annotation of a GenBank genome assembly
CUAACCACCUCGUCGUCAUGCCACCUAAGAAGAAGAGGCGCAAGAAUGAAUCAGCUACACCACAAAGCUCUUCCCCUCCUGAGCCAACCACGCCCAAUUUAGAAUCAUGGCCAGGCUGGUGUGAGAUUGAAUCUGAGCCAGCUUUCUUCACCACAAUCCUCAGAGACAUAGGUGUUCGCCAUCUCAGAGUCCACGAGGUCUUUGGCGUUGAUGACGAUGCUCUUGCCAUUUUGCCAAAACCAGUACACGCAGUCAUCUUUUUGUUCAGAUAUCAGGAGGAUGAAACUGCUGAGCAGAGCCAAGAAAAGUCAUGUCCAUCUCACGUCUGGUUCGCCAACCAAUUCUGUGCUUCUUCUCUGAUUCUAACACAUCAAGNNAUUCCUCAAUAUGCUUGUGGAACAGUGGCUUUGCUCAACAUCGUGAACAACAUUCCGAACUUAGAGCUCGGUCAACCUCUAGAGUCCUUCAAAGACUAUACGCAAUCAUUUGAUCCUGUCGCAAGAGGUUAUGCCAUCGACAGCUUUGAUUUUGUUCGCAAGAUACACAACUCUUUUGCGCGGGAUACUGAUAUGCUCAUCGUCGACUCUGCAAUGCACGACCGUAACGACAGAUUGGUCAAGAAGCAAAAGACUGAAGCCGCAACUGCUGCGAGAGUGGCCAAAGCAGCCGAAAAGGCAGCCGAAAGAGCUGCCAAAACAGAAUCAAACACGACCGCAGUAAGAUCUAACCCCUCACGCAGAGCCAGAACCAGCAAAGUGGUGGUUGAAGAAGAGGAGGAGCAAUCAGAAGAAACAGGCUUCCAUUUUGUUGCUUAUAUGCCAAUCGGUGACGACGUCUGGAAGCUCGAUGGUCUCGAUUCGUUCCCGACAACUAUCGGAAAGAUUCCAUUUGCUUCUGGUCGGGACUGGUUGGACGUCGUUCAGACCUCGCUCAGCGUUCGCAUGGCUCAGUACGAGGAAGGCCAGAUUCAGUUCAGCUUGAUGGCCGUGGUACAAGAUCCGGUUAUCGAAGACCGCCGAAUUCUUGCACAGAACGUUUUGUCACUACAGAAAAUUGAACUUCGACUCAACGAAGUAUCUCAGGAUUGGGGCAGUCACGCUUCCCCUGACCGUGAGGAGUCUACGUUGUUUGACGGAAGCGAGGAGUAUGGGUUGACCAACGAGAUAAUUGCCCAGGCUGUUAUACAUGAGAACGUGGCACAGCAGCUGAAAUCCAGCUGCCCCGACAGUCUUCUGAAGGUACGACAAGAAUUGAUGAUCAACCAGGCUGGUUGUCGAGCACAGGUACGCGACUCGCAACAAGCAGAGAUGAUGGACGCAGAAGAGUCCAUGCACCGCAGACAUGAUUAUGGCUCGUUCGUCAAGGCAUGGAUGCAGGCGCUAGUAGACAACGAAGCGCUCAAGCCGUUGUUAGACGAAGAGCUGGGA